Messenger RNA from Marmota flaviventris (yellow-bellied marmot), 741 nucleotides. RefSeq names its product tetraspanin 8 (gene Tspan8). Lineage: Eukaryota; Metazoa; Chordata; Mammalia; Rodentia; Sciuridae. Gene Ontology annotation, cellular component: plasma membrane. The record is from RefSeq and is a predicted model, not a curated record.
AUGGCUCACCCAUACAUGAAAACAAGGACGCUCCAAGGUCAGUGGGUUUUGGAGAACUCAGACGUUCCUUUGUCAAAGCACGGAAAGCUAUGUGGUAUCUUGAUCCUGUCAAUAGCAAUAUGGAUCCGAGCAAGCAAAGAUGGACAAGGGGCUAUUAGUUCUGGGGACAAUGGGGCUCACUCCCAUUCUUCUGUGAAUAUGUUGAUUGCUGUAGGUGCCAUCACUGUAGUUAUGAGUUUCCUGGGAUGUUAUGGUGCUCUAAAAGAGAAUCGCUGUAUGCUUCUUUUGUUUUUCAUAGGUUUGUUUCUGAUCCUGCUCAUGCAGUUGACAGCAGGUAUCCUAGCAGCGAAAUUCAAACCUGAGACUGAGCGUGCUCUGAAGGCAACUCUCCGCGAAAGUGCACAGCUCUUGAGUCAAACAAAUGAAGAAGGAAGAAAAUUUCAGAAAACCAUGGUUACAUUCCAAAAAGAGUUUAAAUGCUGUGGUUUGAUCAGUGGAGCUGCUGAUUGGGGACGUAAUUUUGAAGAAGCUUAUGAGUCAUGUAAAUGUUCAAGUCCAUCAGAUUCUUGUAUAACUUAUACAGGAAGAUAUGUUUAUAAACAGACAUGUGAACCAGUUAUAAGAGCCUCGGUUUCAAACCACCUUGAUAUAGUUAUUGGACUAUCAUUCGGAUUGGCAGCUGUCGAGGUACUUGGUAUGGUGUUUUCUAUGAUCCUGUUUUGCCAGAUUGAAAAAAGAUGA